AUGUCCGCCCGAACCGCCGCCCCCAAGGGCGACCUCGGCAAGGUCCUCGUCGUCGGCGGCAACGGCUUCCUCGGCCACCACAUCGUCAACCAGGCCCUCGACGACUGGCACUGCCGCCACGUCGUCUCCGUCGACCUGCGCUGCGACCGCCACCGCCGACCCGACGCCACCUACCACGAGUGCGACAUCACCGACGGCCCCAAGCUCGCCGCCCUCUUCGAGUCCCUCCGGCCCGACGUCGUCAUCCACACGGCCUCCCCCGUCGCCAGCGACAACGCCGUCCACCGCGAGCUCUUCCGCCGCGUCAACGUCGACGGCACCGCCAGCGUCGUCGCCGCCUGCCGCGCCGCCCGCGUCAAGGCCCUCGUCUACACCUCCUCCGCCAGCGUCGUCAGCGACUUCCAGUCCGACCUGCGCAACGCCGACGAGCGCUGGCCCGUCAUCCGCGGCGCCCAGCAGCCCGAGUACUACUCGGAGACGAAAGCCGCCGCGGAGGAGCUCGUCACCGCCGCCAACCGUGUGGGUCAGGAUGGCAAGUUGGGAACGCUGCUCACGACGUCGAUCCGGCCGGCCGGCAUCUUUGGCGAGGGCGACGUGCAGGCGCUCGCAGGCCUGCUCGGCGCCUACCGCACCGGCAAGUCGCGCGUGCAGCUCGGCGACAACGACAACAUCUUUGACUUCACCUACGUCGGCAACGUCGCGCACGCGCACCUGCUCGCCGCGCGGCUGCUGCUCGCCACCGCCGCCGCCGGCACCACGCCGCUCGACCACGAGCGCGUCGACGGCGAGACCUUCUUCGUUACCAACGACGAGCCCGUGUACUUUUGGGACUUUGCGCGCUCCGUCUGGCGCGCCGCCGGCAACCCGGACGGCACCGAGGGCGUCUGGCGCAUCCCCCGCGACCUCUCGCUCCUCCUCGGCAUGGCCAGCGAGAUCUUUAGCUCGAUUACGCGGCGCAAACCCACGUUCACGAAGCAGCGCGCGGUGCUGUCCACGAUGACGAGGUACUACAACAUCGCCAAGGCCAGGAGCGUGCUUGGCUACGAGCCCCAGUGGUCCCUGCAGGAGGGCGUCGACCGCGGCGUCAAGUGGUUCCUGGAGAAUGAAAAGGCCGAGAAGGCGGCGAAGGCAUAG
Molecule: messenger RNA, 1134 nt
Organism: Cordyceps fumosorosea ARSEF 2679
Lineage: Eukaryota; Fungi; Ascomycota; Sordariomycetes; Hypocreales; Cordycipitaceae
Product: C-3 sterol dehydrogenase/C-4 decarboxylase family protein
Exons: 1
Coding region: 1-1134 (377 amino acids)
Biological process (GO): steroid biosynthetic process
Molecular function (GO): 3-beta-hydroxy-Delta5-steroid dehydrogenase (NAD+) activity
Source: RefSeq, a predicted model, not a curated record